Lytechinus variegatus (green sea urchin) is the source of this 1384-nucleotide messenger RNA. RefSeq lists its product as uncharacterized. Lineage: Eukaryota; Metazoa; Echinodermata; Echinoidea; Temnopleuroida; Toxopneustidae. Gene Ontology annotation, cellular component: extracellular region. The coding region runs from base 322 to 891 and encodes 189 amino acids. The record is from RefSeq and is a predicted model, not a curated record. The transcript has 4 exons.
AAGUGCGACAUAAGUCAUACUUAAAUCUUUGUGAAACACCCCCCUGGUUAUACCUGUAGAUGAAAAGGGAAUUAUACGCAGGAUACCCCCACCUACUCCUUUGUCUACCCAUAUUUAUUUAGUGGUAACUUAGGCUGGAUACAGGCCUAAAACCUUCGAUAAACACGUGUAACGUUCUAGGGUAUACAAGUGUACCGUAAAAGGUUGAUUGGCUUCAUAACAUUCAACUCUACCGAAGAAAUCAAACGUGUUAACCUUGGAUUCAUUAAAAAGGAGAUAGGCUUGUGCCUGUUAUCGAUUAAUACCUGGACACUAAGAACUAUGAUGUCUUCUAAAUUGGUUUUUAUUGCCAUAGCAACCGUCGCUUUAAUUGACAGGGGAAAUUGCCUGAGCUGCGUCUGUCACGAGUUUGGCGUUAAUACCCCAGCCCUCAAAGAUUGGCGUGAUGAGAACUGUCCGGUAGAUGUCCAGUGUCCGGCCGGGUCGAAAGUCCUAUGGGAUAUCUGCUCCUGUUGUAAGAGCGAUUGUUCCAAGUUGGAAGGCGAGGAUUGUGGCGGUGUGUUCGAUGAGGCCGGUCGAUGCGGAGAUGGUCUAGCAUGCUACGUCGAGCCGUCUGCAGAGCCUGAUUAUUAUAUGCAUGAGUACCGCUUCGGCAAAUGCGUCCCCAAAAAUCCCACCGUAUCCACUCCCUUCAAUGACGUCACAACUGUACCAUCCACUGCCGCUGGUGGCGCUGUAACCAAAAAGUCUAGGCGGGGGUAUGGAUGCGGAAAGAAGAAGAUGGCGAGGAUGGGUGAAGAGGACCGCAAGAGGUGUGAGAAAGAGAGAGAAAUGAGGAAACAGAAAAGGCGGGAAGGAAACAGACAGACUAUAACCAGUAAUAUUUCCUAAAGAUUUCUCGGGCUAUACGAAUGAUCAUGAUUGAACCAGUCUUUUAUUCGAGCCCCAGCAGGAAGAUUGGUGGAAGCUCUGUUUUCUUUCGAUGUUAUUCAACUUUAAUGGACUAGACAAUCGAAUCAAUCAUAAUUCCUGAAUAGCUUAUUAGUUCAUUGAAUUUUUCGUUUCACUUUCCUCUGUAUGGUUAAACUUGCUUUUACUCAAUAAAUCUGUUCGACAUUGUAUGGUCCAAAUAUAUGAUUUUUCCAAACAAUACCAAAUCAUGCUCAACAAUAUGUACUCCUUGAAAUCUAACCUUGAAAAAAAAACACAUUCCAGUCAUGUGCAACAUGUAUACACUCUUCGGGUUUAAACAUCAACUGUUUUAUAGCUGCACCUAGAUUGCACCAUGCACUUGAUCGAUGAAGAAAUGACAUGUACCCUAUCACAAGGCCGCCAUUACGAGGCCGCCAUCAUUAUCAAUCUUAAUCGCUUACGAUGGCGGUCU